Messenger RNA from Clunio marinus, 195 nucleotides. Lineage: Eukaryota; Metazoa; Arthropoda; Insecta; Diptera; Chironomidae. The record is from the annotation of a GenBank genome assembly.
AUGAAUGCAAGGGAUUUACAUUGUAAUCAAACAAGUUCAUCAACAUUGUCGUUGGACUUGAGUUCUGUAUUUAUGUUAGUUGUUGGUUGGAGGUUCAUAACUCUUUGUUUUUUCGUACCCAUUUCUGACAUUUAUCCAGAAGGAAUAAAAUAUGAACUUAUGAAGCAAAAAGGAAAAGGCAGAGAAUCUUGUUGA